Molecule: messenger RNA, 4147 nt
Organism: Toxotes jaculatrix (banded archerfish)
Lineage: Eukaryota; Metazoa; Chordata; Actinopteri; Toxotidae
Product: carboxy-terminal domain RNA polymerase II polypeptide A small phosphatase 1-like
Exons: 7
Coding region: 423-1211 (262 amino acids)
Molecular function (GO): RNA polymerase II CTD heptapeptide repeat phosphatase activity
Source: RefSeq, a predicted model, not a curated record
UGAGUAACUUUGUUUCAGGCUACUUUAAGGGACCAUCGUCAAACUUUGCAGGCGCCAGCAGAGGGAGCGUUGCACACGGCCGUCCCCUUUACUGCGCCACUUUAAGUGAAAUGGGCAGCCUUGAAACCACCGUGUUUGUAUCUUGAAAUUGCGAGCGGAGUUGAGCACCAUAUUGAAUCAAAGUUGCCAACUCCUUGACAAAUGUUUUAUAAGUUUCAGACCUCAAGCUCCAGCGGGGAUCUGAGCGGACGGCAGCCGCCCGGAGUGUAAUGGACGCGCUGUAGGCGACUUGCUGCGACGUUUCCCGGAGCGCUUCAGCUUUGUUUUCCUACAUGUUGAGUUGGUUUAAUGCAGCAACGAGUCAGCGAACAAUCCCUAACUUUAAAGUGUGAGGUCAGCACUCUGGACCAGACCUGGAUGUGAUGGACAAUCCGUCCUCAGUAAUCACCCAAGUCAGCCGGGAUGAAGAGGGGAGCAAAGCCGCGGGGGAGAGGGGUUCUUCUCCCUCUCUGUCCUCCAAGAAGCCCAGGAGCGGAGGCCUCUUCUCCAGCCUUCUCUGCUGCCUGUGUCGGGACCAGCCUGAACCCCCACCAGUCAACAACAAUGCCCCUCUGCUGGUCGAGGAGAACGGAACCGUCUCCAAGAUCCAGGUGAAGCCACUGCUGCCUCCAGUGAAGUCAAAAGACUCCGGAAAGAUCUGUGUGGUUAUAGAUCUGGAUGAGACGUUAGUUCACAGCUCUUUUAAGCCUGUGAACAAUGCAGAUUUCAUCAUUCCUGUGGAAAUAGAUGGAACAGUACACCAGGUGUAUGUCCUGAAGCGGCCGCAUGUCGAUGAGUUCCUGAAGAGGAUGGGAGAACUGUUUGAAUGUGUCCUGUUCACUGCCAGUUUAGCCAAGUAUGCAGACCCAGUCUCUGAUCUCCUGGACAAGUGGGGCGCUUUCCGCUGCCGCCUCUUCCGGGAGUCCUGCGUCUUCCACCGAGGAAAUUACGUGAAGGACCUGAGUCGCCUGGGUCGUGACCUAAACAAGGUCAUCAUCGUGGACAACUCCCCGGCCUCCUACAUCUUCCACCCCGACAACGCUGUGCCUGUGGCGUCGUGGUUCGACGACAUGUCCGAUACUGAGCUGCUGGACCUCAUCCCGUUCUUCGAGAGGCUGAGCAAAGUGGACAACGUCUACACAGUCCUCAAGCACCAAGGGACCGCAAGCUAACAGUGUUCGACUUUUCAUCUCAGCUCAGAAAAAAUGGCGUACAAAAACAGAAUUAUACACACCAGCGAGGCUCCAUCACCAGCUCCAGCUAUCACUGCCCACCAGAACACAGACUGCUUCACAGCUGACAGAGCCUUCCCAGUAUCAAACCAAGAUCAUAUUGGGGAGUCUUUUAGUGAUUUUGAUGGUGUCAUCACUGCCACCUUCUGGUCAAAGAGAAAACUGCCUGAAAAUUACCUUGUAGCCCCCCCCCCCCCCCCCCCCAUGAACCAGCUUCUGUGAUUGAAUGGAUGAAAGGAUGAAUGAAUGUUUAAGGACAUUUCUGCAGUGUCACUGAACUUGCCGUUGAGUUAAUAAAGCAGAGGUCUGUGGCCUUGAAUCCAAUGGACGCAGACUGGGUACUGGACAUAGACUUCUCUCAUGGAUUCAGCCGUCUGAUCCUGCAAAGCGAAGCAGGAUUUGGUAAGCAGGAAUCAAGUGGAAAGGAAUUCUUUGGAAAGGUUUACGUGCAAAUAAACUUGCUCAGUCAUGUCAUGAGCAGAUGGUGUAUACGUACUGUAGAUGUCUUUUAAACAUUUUGGAAUAGCAUUAUCUUUGUCACACACCCUAAUCUUGUCAAUUAUCACACUAUUUGUUCGCAGUCAAAAGCAUGUGAUCUUCGGGUGUAAUUUUAGAGAUUUUAGUGCAACGUGAUCAGGUAUUUUUGAGUAAUCAUGACAGUGUUAUGGAUGAAUAUGAUAUAAAAAAAAGAUAUCAUUUAAACCCAACUGGGAUUGUACUGUCAAGUAUAAUCAGGAGUUGUUAAAUUCACUAAUAACAAAGUGAUUGGACAGCACUUUACAUGUAUAGUCUGUAGUACAGUCACUGCAGUUUAGAAAUUGGUUUUAGCAGAAUUCAUAUACUAAACCCAUCUUAAAAAUGUAAUAAUAAAUGGGGAUUAUUAUUUGGGAAGCAGGAAGCAGUACAAAUUUUUGAUGCAUAGGAACACAACCUAGUGGGAAAAUCAGUACACACUGUUCUAGACUAAAAGUUUCAGCACUGAAACAAAUGACAACUGUAGUAUUUUUUUUUUUUUUUUUUUUUCCGAAAACCUGACACUAAUAUGAAUACCAAUCCAUCUGCACAUGACUGUGAAAGAGCAGCUGCUGUGCUCCCUGGGUGUGGAUUUCCAAAGGUGGUUUAAAGAUUGAUGGACAGUCAGAAUGAAUUGUAUCUCCACCCGUGUGUCAAUAGAUGCCAUGACCAGUUGAUGCCAGAGAUGAGAGGACCAGGAUCGACUUCGAAAACCACCUGAAUUCGGUCAUUUUUAAUGCUGCAUCAUUACAGAGGCUCAGUUGGUAUACAGUAUGUUUGGUCUUGUUACUUGUUUUAAAGGCACACACAAAACUUGAAUUUCUCACAGCAUUUACAGACUGUAUUUGAAUGGGUAAAGAAAGUUGCAAAAAAGUUAGUUUGGCUUGUCAGUUUUGUUCUUAUAAGCUUCAAAAUACAUUUUUUUUUCUUGUUUUUAAAUUAAGCGGUACCCACACGCUGGAAACUAUUUCAGGACUUUGUAAUAAGAUCUGUGUCGAGGGUGGGGAGGGGGCUGCCAUGAGGACUCAAGGAUAUGUGAGGUGUUGUGCCUGGUGAGCAGGCCUACCUUUGAAAACAAAAAGUGGUUUAAUUCAGUCCAGAUUUAAAGGAGAAAUCCACCCUGAAAUACUUCAACACUAUUAAUAAGCAGCUAGAGCAGAUUUUUCUUGCACCUCUGGGUCCUCUGUUGUUUGGCUGCCUUUCGUUUUCUGUUGCAUAGACAUGACGUAAUGUUAAGAUAAUUCUAGUGCAGCUACAGUGGAGUUCAAUAGAUGUUCAAGAAUCAUAUUUGGAGAAAAGUUUCCAACAAUGUUUCCUGGGAAAUGGAGGAAAUCACUUUUAGGAAGUUUGUGUGUAGCAGUGUGAGAUGAUUUGAGGGUGGAAUUUUCCUUUAAAAUCUCAUUCAUGACAGAUGACAGAAGUGGAGUUAUACAUUAAGUCUGUGCUGCUUUUUUUUUUCCCUUUUAUAAAGCUCUACGUGGUGAUGUUAGUUGGAUGGUUUCUUGAGCUGGUCAGGUUUAAGGAGCAGCCUGACCUCCAGCAGGUGUUUCAGACUCUUGUUAUGUCCUUCAUAUGCGUUGACAAUACCAUGUGUUGACACUGAUGAAUGAAAACGGUGGAUUUGACUAAGAGCCGCUCGAUGUGACUUUAGAUGGAACAGGGAUGACAAUUAAGUCCACCAUAUUAAGAGCUAUUACAUUAUUUUUCUAUGUUUAACAAAUUCUUGUCAAUCAAAUUAGCCUGUUUCUUUUCUAAAUAAUUACUGAUUUUACUUCCCUUUUUUUUGCCCAGGAGUGGUCCUCUGAUACAAUAUUUACAGUUUGUUCUCCAAAGGGGAAACACUGCUGUUGCUGUUUUCAUACAAGGCCUGGUCGGUUACCUCAUAUAUUAAUAGGUAGUAUAUGGAUCAGAAACACCAGCAAUUGACUAAAAGAAUAGUAUCUUACUGUUGUAGGCACAUAACAGGGUAAUUUUGAAAUGUGUGUUUCAUGUAAGCCAUCAUCACAUGUCUCAAUUAGAUUCAAUGCCGAUGUUGUUGGGGGUUUUUUUGGGGAAUUCAUUGGCAAAGAGGAGUAUUUAUAGGAAUGUUCAGUCAUUUGAUUACAUACAAAACAAGUGUUGUGUCACUACGGGCCCAUUCGCUGAUACUGUACUUCUUACACAUUCAGUAGAUAUGUAUAUUUUGUUUUGCACAGUAAUAAAGCAAACAAAUUUCAUUAAUAUAUGGAAUAUUCAUGUUACUGUACUCAUGAUUCAAUAGAUGUAACCUAAUUUUUGACCUUUGUUGUUUUAUCAUACCAAAUUAUAUAUGAACUGUAUGUAAUAAUGCCAUUUUUUUUCCAUAAAUGCUAAAUGAAAGAUGG